This is a messenger RNA of Pelmatolapia mariae (spotted tilapia), 3863 nucleotides long. Its product is annotated as calcipressin-1-like. The transcript is spliced from 4 exons. The coding region runs from base 249 to 1118 and encodes 289 amino acids. Gene Ontology annotation, biological process: calcium-mediated signaling. The record is from RefSeq and is a predicted model, not a curated record. Gene Ontology annotation, molecular function: nucleic acid binding; calcium-dependent protein serine/threonine phosphatase regulator activity. Lineage: Eukaryota; Metazoa; Chordata; Actinopteri; Cichliformes; Cichlidae. Gene Ontology annotation, cellular component: nucleus; cytoplasm.
GUGGCUGUGGAUCUGGGAGAGAGAGAGAGAUUAAAGUGUGAGUGACAUUUUCAGCUGUCCACACCCAAAUCUCUGGAAAAUUCCUUGAGUUUUCAGUCUGCUGCUGAGCGAGACAGGAACAAGCUGCAGCAGCACCAGAAGAAAACGCAGAUUAGCAAAUCUUAGAUGUUGUUUUCGAUUUCUAACUUUAGAUUCUUAUUUCAUAAUCUUGGAAUGUGCCGCACUGCCUCUCUAACAUUGUGGACUUGAUGUACUGUGGGCACCGAAGGAGAAAAACUGCUGCUGCGCUUUCCAACAAAAACACAUGUGAAGCCAGUGCUGGGGAAGAAGCCCGACUACGGUCCUGUUUGGAACCAUCCUGUUGUCUCUGCUCGUCCGUCACCCUGGGGAAAGCAACAGUCCUCCAACCUCGUCCCUCCUCUUCCUCAACUUCAUUGACUAUUACAGCAUUGCAUCGUACCCUGAACUCAGUUAUCGGGUGGAAAAGGUUGCGGAUCGGCGGGUCGCCUGUCAUGCACAUUAAGACCACUAAAUGUAACCGGUUCUGCCUGGUGGCCUCGGUGACCAACCGGGAAUUGUUCCACCACUCUGAGGUGCAGGCUGACUUUGAGGCCUUGUUCCGUUCAUUCGACUCGGAAGUGCAGUUCCAGUACUUCAAGUCGUUUCGGCGGAUCAGGAUCAGUUUCAGAGAUGCUCUGGCUGCAGCGGAGGCGAGACUCCGACUACAUAAGACGGACUUCAACGGCAAAGAAAUGAGACUUUACUUCGCUCAGUCUGUUCACAUAGGGAGUCCUCGUCUGGAGCCUCCCAAGCCAGAGAAGCAGUUCCUGAUCUCACCUCCUGCUUCCCCUCCAGUCGGCUGGGAACAGUCUCAGGACGCCACACCGGUCAUCAACUAUGACCUGCUUUGUGCCAUCUCUAAACUGGGGCCAGGGGGGAAGUACGAGCUUCACACGGCAACACCAACCACUCCCAGCGUGGUCGUCCAUGUGUGUGACGACGAACGCGGUGACAGCUCAGCACCCGAUGACAGCGACCAGGAUGACAAGCCCCGCCCACCACGACCAAAGAUCAUUCAGACUCGACGGCCUGACUACACACCUAGAGUUGAGCAGUGAGCGGUGCUUACAGGGGAAUCUGUACUGUGUCAGCGUCUCCAGCGAUCAGGAGCUGAACAUGCUCGCAGAGAUUUGGAUAAAGCUGUGAGGCUGUGAGAAGGCGUCUGUGGGUGCUGCAGUAUCCAGCUGAAGCAAAUGAUUAGAAGUGCAUGCUGCAUUUGUGUCGCGUUCGACAGACCGAAGAGGGAAAUGGUUUAAAUGGACUUACUGUACAACUGUUGAUAUCUGCUCUGGUGCUCCAUUUGUCUGUUAUUAAGGUGUGAAGCAACCCGCUUCAGCUUUUUCACAUUUUAGUGGCUUGUGUGCUCACUAGCAUGAAGUCCUGACAGUGUCCAUUGCUCUGCACUGUCGUCUGAUGUAUCUGCUUGGCCUAAACAAAGCUGGCCUCCUGCUGUCUUACAGUCUUUGCUGCGACUCAGUUUUCCAAAAAAAGCAGUUUUGCACCCAGUUCCUGGAAUUCUCUUCAAAGUAGUGUUUGAAGUUUGCUACAUUCUGUGUGUGUUUUGGUUGUCUCAUAGCAAACAGCUGUUAUUAAAGGCACCCACACAGGAAGUGAUUUGUAGUGACAGAGACCUUCAGGCAACAACUGUCAAGAUGGCUGCUGGUGACGUGAAGUUUGGAGUUAACCCUCGAGAACCUGAAUGUCUGCAGGCCACUGGCUCUCAACAACACAGUGAUCACAUCCUGCGUGGACGCCCGUUUACUCUUUGACUUAAAAUCCAACAAAUGUUUAUCUGUUACUUUAGAAUGCCACACUUACCUGUUAGUGUCACUGACCAUGUCGUGCUGUCAUUAAAAAACAACCAGAUGACUCUUUUUGCCAUGUGGGCUUUAAAUAGUAUUCUGAAAAAUGUCUUUCUGCCAAUGUGUGCGAGUGCUGCUGUUCAACCAGUGACUCAGGGCCCAAACAAGCUGCCGGUUACUUUGGGGCACAUCCAGCUCAUGUCCUGAGGCUUUUACUAUGAAGCAGGAUGGUCAAGAUAACAAUCCAGGCCAUCUCAGGGUUAACCCUAGAUUUUCUUUACUUUGAUGGUGCAGUAAGACGUGGUAUAUAUCCACUGCCUACCUGGCCAUGUACCCAUGGUAACUAACCUCUUAUAAAAAGAGGUUAUGAUAGAGAUCGCAGAUCACCACCUACUUACCAAUCUGUGCGGUCCCUCAGACCUCUGUGUGUGGAUACUGGGAGGGUCUAAAUUAUUUUUUAGUGUAUGAAGUCUGUUUUUCCCUGAUGUGUGUGAGGCGCACAUAAGGAUGUUUCUACAUGUUCGCUGCAAGCAAUUAAAAAACGGUUUCAUUGUUCUGUAAGGAUUAGUGUAUGAUCCCAAAAUGGAGCUCCUUGUUGUACUCGCUCAGUUUGUAUCGAAUCUACAUUUGAAUUCUGCUCUUAUAUUUAUUCUUUACUCUCCCUGUCAGGCUGCAGCUGAUACAAUAAAAACUCUUUCAAACACACAUUUCAUUACAUUAUAAUCCAUCAGAUUCUCAGAUGUCUUAAUGAUAGAGUUGUGAUAUUGAGAAGUUUGAUAACUUACACAGUCAGCAGUUUGGGCAGCUUUCCUUCCUGGUUUCAAAUAGGCUAAACUUUAUUCAUAUAAUUUUAAUACUAAGGUAGUGUACAGCAGCUCUGUUACUGUAUGUGUUUAACUACUUAUAUUUUUAUCUUCCUUUUUAACACUCAGCUGUAAUAGACUGAUGGGGACUGUGGUCACGCUGCCGAGUGGACAGGCCCAAGUUUGUGAACUCAAGAAUGAGGCGACACAGGUUUUUGAAAUUGAUACCAUAGGAGGCCGAGGGGUAGCACUGUAAAAUCAGCUGCUCUGCUGGCUGUUCACGUACCUCGUUUGACUGGGCAACACCAUCCCUUUCAUGUGAUAGUGCAGGGAAAUCCUGGGUUAACCAGCGAUGGGAGGUUUUAUCCUGAUUUCAGAUAUUCCAGUAAGAGAAUAAAGGAUGGGAUAUACUGGACUUGCUUUGUAGUACAGGGCUCUGUUGUGUUUUCAAAGAUGUACUAACUGCUGUGUUGCUGUUGCAUCAGUAGGGUUACAGCAAUUUCCAACUAAUUGUUGUUUGAUUUCAAAUUAGUGAAAGCGUUUGCAAUGUUGCAGCUGUGAACGUGGCAUCAUUGUCACCCUGCCGGUAUGGGCUGGCAGACGUCGGGGACACUGAAGUAUUCACUGACUGAACGAAGCGAGAUGGCUUGUUUCACAUUGAUACCAUAAGUGUAUCUACUAGGAGGCUAAGGGGCAGCACUGGCUAUUUGUUUAAUAUGUCUGCAUUUCUGAAGUUUUUAUAAGACUAGCUUAGCUUUUUCUGCUAUAUAGUCCUCAGCUGCAGAUGUUCAAACGCUGUGUCUCAAAUCUGUGUACCUAAUUCAUAACACAGGACUGUCACCUCUACAUGAACAUUUCAGAACUGGACUGAUGCUAUAUAUCCCAGUUUAACUCUGUAUAAUAGGAAUCACAACAUACUUGUUUGUUUCAGCCUGUAAAUGUAACUUUAGGGCGACGUGACACUUUGUGAUACUGAAGGAGAAUCUAAAAAUGAACACGCACCUGAAAACGUGUCUGUCUUUGCAGUCGAGCAUCUUAACGGGCUGUAACUGCACCGUUAGUCCGGUUCUUUUGUUUCCCUUUCAUUUAGACACAAUUGGACACUGUGGUAGUUUGGCUACUUUUUUUCUUUUUUACUAGAAUUUUAUUAUUUUUGAAAUAAUAAGUUACCAUGAAUAAAUAUUUCACCAUCUAAUUC